UAAGCAUGAAAGUGUGUAUCCUGCAAUGUCAGAAAUGGUUGUGAUGUUUUUACAUAUGUCUUGUAUAUGAUGUCUGCAUAUGUAGAAAUGUUCUUAGAAGCAUGCGUCAUACUCGUGGUGUAAACCCAAAGUGUGAACUGCUGCCCCCUGCUGGGUCGUGGAUAUACUGCAGGUUGGUCGGGAGAGGUAAUUGACAAUUCAUAAAUAUGUUUUUUAAUGUCCAAUUUUGUCUUGAAGAUUUUGUAAAUUACAGUUAAAAAUCUAUGAUUAAAUAUCUACAUGUAAAAAGUAACCAGAACUCAUAUAACAAGGGGGUUAAAUGACAUGUUAUUCUUCAUUUGCUUGACCUAUAUCUAUCCACUGCUUCCCAUUCAUAUUUGCACCAUCUACCGAAUUAAACCCACAGUGACAGGUGACAUUGCAAUUCCAACAGGAGGGCAACAUUAUUUGACAGGGGAACAGACUUUGACACAUCACUGGAAAGUAUCUUAUACCAUGUCAAUGACUGAACUGUAACUGCAGGUACUGCAUGUUAAAAAAAAAAUCACAAAUUGUGACAUGUAUGUGGAUGUUAUAAGUUGGUAGAGCAUGUACAGAGGCUGUGUCCUCAUUCAAGCUGCACUGAAUUCUUCAGCCUUUUUGCUGCAUGCCAUCCCCCAUCACCCCCCUCUCCUGUCAACUAUCUUGCUGUCCUACCAAAUAAAAGCCCACAAGAAUUUAUUCAGAUUGCACUGUAUUACUUUAUGCCAAACUUCACAUGGAAAUAUUCUGUUAAUGAAAAGAACAAGGGAAAUACUGAGUCUCAUUGUUGAUCUAAUGGGCUUAGAGAUUCUACAGAAAAAGCCAUUUUCACAUAUUCAUUUUUAAUUUUUUCCUCAGAUCAGACUACUGGCAGUUGCUGCUCAGAUGCUGCAGGAGGAAAAGGAGCAGAAGUUAAAGGAGAGAGAAGCUACUCUGGCAGAAAGAGUUCCUCCUCUUAGCAUGUCUGGUCUUUCAUUGCAAGAGCUGCUGGACCUUUGCAAAGAUUUGCACCACAAGAUUGAUGUCGUAGAUGAGGAGCGAUAUGAUACUGGCCUCAAGGUGUCCAAAAAUGACCAGGAGAUUGAAAACAUGAACCUGAAGAUCAUCGAGGUACAGAGUAAGUUCAAGAAACCGACCCUGAAGAGAGUGAAGAUCUCAGCUGAAGCCAUGCUGAGCGUUCUGCUGGGCGGCAAACACAAGGAGUCCUUCGACUUCAAGGCCAACCUCAAGACAGUCAAGAAGGAAGAGGAAAAGAAGGAGGAGGUGACUGACUGGCGUAAAAACGUGGAGGCCAUGUCCGGGAUGGAAGGCAGGAAGAAACUGUUUGAUGCAUCCGGCAACUGAAGAAACAUUUACCUUGUUAUCUUCUCCUUUUAAUAAAUUCUAAUAAAU
Messenger RNA from Acanthopagrus latus (yellowfin seabream), 1413 nucleotides. Its product is annotated as troponin I, slow skeletal muscle-like. The transcript is spliced from 4 exons. Gene Ontology annotation, cellular component: troponin complex. The record is from RefSeq and is a predicted model, not a curated record. The coding region runs from base 907 to 1365 and encodes 152 amino acids. Lineage: Eukaryota; Metazoa; Chordata; Actinopteri; Spariformes; Sparidae. Gene Ontology annotation, biological process: muscle contraction.